Messenger RNA from Anarrhichthys ocellatus (wolf-eel), 4802 nucleotides. RefSeq names its product rho GTPase-activating protein 26. NCBI's taxonomy places the organism in Eukaryota, Metazoa, Chordata, Actinopteri, Perciformes, Anarhichadidae. The transcript is spliced from 24 exons. The record is from RefSeq and is a predicted model, not a curated record. Gene Ontology annotation, biological process: signal transduction. The coding region runs from base 581 to 2929 and encodes 782 amino acids. Gene Ontology annotation, molecular function: GTPase activator activity; protein binding. Gene Ontology annotation, cellular component: cytoplasm.
UAGGUUGACUACGGUCUGCAGCGCUGAGCUGAGCGGGGCCGUGUGAGGAGAGCAGUGCAUUUAAAACCGCCCAGGGAAGACACCACACUAACGAAGCUACUUUUGGUUUUAUUUUCGCCGCCUCCCCUCCCUCCUCGCCCCGGGUUGACUCUGUCUGGUCCACCAUGAGUUGGUCGAGAAGACUGCAGCACCGGUUUACCUGAGCAAGUGUUUUUAUUUAUUUUCUUCCCUCCAACCAAACACGAACUCUGCUGUGACUUUUUAUUUCAUUUUAAUUGAAUGCCGUGUCGGACUGCUGCUGCUGCCAUCCUGAAAGAAAUAGGAGGGCUCCUGCUUGUGUCAACUUGAGUAUUUGCUUUUAAAGAAAAGCAAGGUUAUGUAGCCAGCCAUUGCUGUCGGACACAUCUCCGCCCCGUUGUUUACAUGUUGUAAUUGGAUUUUCCAUCAUUUGCAGCAGCAGUAGCCCCAGCAGUAGUAGCUCAGGGUCUCCACCCUCCUCCUCCUCUUGUUCCUCCUCCUCCUCCUCCUGUUCGGAGCGUUUUGCCGGGUCGUCCAGGUUGUGUAGAAGAAGAAGAAGAAGAUGGGACUACCUGCUCUGGAGUUCAGCGACUGCUACCUGGGCAGCCCGCAGUUCAGGGAGAGACUCAAGUCCCACGAGCUGGAGCUGGACAAGACCAACAAGUUCAUCAAGGAGCUGAUCAAAGACGGCAAGGCGUUGAUCCAGGCUUUAAAAAGUCUGUCAACAGCCAAGAGGAAGUUUGCUGACUCACUCAACGAAUUCAAAUUCCAGUGUAUUGGAGACGCCGAGACGGAUGAUGAGAUAUGCAUAGCCAAGUCUCUGCAGGAGUUUGCAACAGUCCUACAGAACCUGGAGGAUGAGAGGACACGUAUGAUCGAAAAUGCCAACGAUGUGCUGAUUAUGCCUCUGGAGAGGUUCAGGAAAGAACAGAUCAGCGCAGCCAAGGAAGCCAAAAAAAAGUAUGAUAAAGAGACAGAGAAGUAUUGCGCAGUUCUGGAGAAACACCUUAGCCUUUCGGCAAAAAAGAAGGAGUCCCAUCUACAUGAGGCGGACAACCAGGUAGAUCACGUCCGGCAGCAUUUCUACGAGGUCUCUCUGGAGUACGUCUUCAAGGUGCAGGAGGUCCAAGAGAGGAAGAUGUUUGACUUUGUGGAGCCCCUGUUGGCGUUCCUUCAGGGCCUAUUCACCUACUAUCACCACGGCUAUGAGCUGGCAAAGGACUUCAACCACUUCAAGACUGAUCUCACCAUCAGCAUACAGAAUACGAGGAACCGCUUUGAGAGCACGCGGUCGGAGGUGGAGAUUCUGAUGAGGAAGAUGAAGGAGAAUCCACAUGAACACAAGAGUGUCAGCCAGCACACCAUGGAGGGAUACCUGUUUGUGCAGGAGAAGCGCUCAUUUGUAUCUACCUGGGUGAAGUACUACUGUACCUACCAUCGUGAGCCCAAGAGGGUCACCAUGGUCCUGUUUGACCCUAAAUCAGGAGGGAAAACGGGAGAAGAGGAGAGCUUCACCCUCAAGUCUUGCACCAGGAGGAAGACGGACUCGAUAGAAAAGAGGUUCUGUUUUGAUGUGGAGGCUGUGGACAGGGCGGGAGUGAUCACCAUGCAGGCUCUGUCGGAAGAAGACCGCCGGUUGUGGAUGGAGGCCAUGGAUGGGAGAGAACCGGUAUACAAUCUGAACAGAGACAACCAGGCUGAAGGCAUGACCCAGCUGGACGUGAUUGGGUUCAACGUGAUGAAAAAGUUUAUUCGUGCAGUGGAGACUCGAGGUAUCAAUGAUCAGGGCUUGUACAGAAUUGUUGGCGUCAGCUCCAGAGUACAGAAACUACUAGGUUUUGCUAUGGAUCCUAAGACAUGUGCUGACGUGGAGCUGGAAAACUCAGAGUGGGAGAUCAAAACUAUCACGAGUGCUAUCAAGCACUAUCUCAGAGUGUUGCCCGGACCUCUCAUGACGUACCAGUACCAGAGGAGCUUCAUCAAAGCUGCCAAGUUGGACAACCAAGAGGCUAGGGUGACAGAGAUCCAUGCCCUGGUGCACCGGCUGCCUGAGAAGAACAGACAGAUGCUGGAGCUGCUGAUGAAACACCUGGCCACUGUGGCAAAUCAUCACCACCAGAACCUGAUGACCAUCGCCAAUCUGGGUGUGGUCUUCGGGCCAACUCUGCUCCGGCCGCAGGAGGAGACGGUGGCCGCCAUCAUGGACAUCAAGUUCCAGAACAUUGUAGUAGAGAUCCUCAUAGAGCACCACGAGAAGAUAUUCAGAGACGUGCCGAUUUCUGCAGGCGCCCCGACCAACCUGCCACUCAACGUGUCCAGGAGGAGAAGCAGCGAGAUCAAAGCCCCGUCCUGUAGCGAAAGGCCUCUCACACUGUUCCACACACCAACACAUUCCCAGAAAGGUGAAAAGAAGAACAGUGUUGCCAAUGCCACAGUCGCUGAACUGCAGCAGCCGGUUUCCUCCUCUGCCAACUGUAACAGCAGCAGCAGUAGCAGCAGCAGCAGCCAGGGUCGAACCCCGAGACACAGCCUGACCAGCAACGACGGAGAGCAGGACACCCGGCAGAUCCGGCCCAGCUCACUGCUGAACCCAAAGAGUCGUGGCAGCAUACCAAGCAGUGCAAAGUCUCCCAGCCCCACUUCACCACGCUCUCCCUCCUGGCCCAUGUUCUCAGCCCCAUCAAGUCCGCAGCCGACAUCCUCCGCCUCCAGUGACUCUUCCCCUGUCAGUGUUGCGGGCAGGAAGGCUCGAGCACUAUAUGCCUGCAAGGCAGAGCACAACUCUGAGCUGUCCUUCAUCGCAGGGACCAUCUUUGAAAACGUUCAUGUCUCCAGGGAGCCCGGUUGGCUGGAGGGAACUCUGGACGGCCGAACAGGAUUGAUACCAGAAAACUAUGUGGAGUUUUUAUAGUUCAGGGCCAAAAAAAGACUGCAUGAUACUGGGCUGGAGUUAGCUAUUAGAUCAUAUAUAUCAUUAAGGACUGGACCAUUGUCGAUGAGGCCUCUCGUGUCUGGACUAGACUGGAAAAUAAAACUGGACAAAACAGAACUUUAUGGAAUAGAUAUGACGCAGGACCGAAGGAGAGACCCAUGAAUUGCACUGGAAAAAAAAGAAGUAAAGAUGAGUCCCACUGUUACUAGGUUAGUGUGGAAGACUUCCCAAGUCCUGGGGGAAAAGGAUGUGGUGUGGGAGUGUGGGGGGAGGGAUCACAUGUACAAAUGAGUUGAUAUUUCUGAGAUGUAAGGCUUUUCAGCCCUUGAUUUAUUACUUCAAACUGCACUGCCAUUGCUUCAGAGUCUCCUCUUUUUAUCAGCCAGAUAUUGAAAAGCUUCUUGUUGAGAUGAUGACAAGGGAAGCGGUUGAAAAGCAAGCGGCCUUUAACUUUGGACUUGCUUGUUCACGUCCUCACUGUGCGCCGUUUGAAUGAUUGCUAUUCCCAUUGAGGGACCGGAGCUUUUUUAAGGCCGAUUUUAAAUGAUUGGGUUUUUUGGUUGCACGGCUGUACAUUUGUUCAUGAGCACUUGCUGUGGCGGUCCGGUAAUUCCCCAGGACGAGACUCAACCCCGCUAAUGUUUUAGAGCUCUGGUUCAGCAGCAGGAGCCCCGGGGCAGAUCAUCUCAGGAUGAGGUUACCUUGAAAACGGUUCGCCAAAAGGUCAGCGUUGGGUUUAUCCUUAUCCAUUGUGCCUCCCUUCAGAUCAAAAAAUGUGGAAAAUCUCAAACAAGCUCCACGAGCAGAUCGGUGGUUUACAAUGCAGCGUAGGAGUAAUACGUCAUUCCUGCUGGUUAGAACAAGGCCAGCUGUGAGGCCUCGCACUGCUUCUCUAGCUUGGAUAUUUUUUAAUUGUUGAAAAUAAUUGGAUCCAUCACUUAUAUGGUGUUGAGUCACGUUUGCACCAUCACAGAGCACCCGUCAACCAAACCAUUGAUGUUUCAGAAAUACAUAUGAUUUAUCAUAUUUUAACCAUCGUGCAUAUUCAAUCAGUAGCUUCGCUGUAGAUUAUUUAAUCUUCAACAGCAUGGAGUGAUCAAACAAACUAAAAAUACAAAAAACAUUUGCUAUUCACGUCAUGCACGCAACACAACGGUCUUUUCCAUUUUUAUUUAUUUUUAUGUAGAACCGCAAGACAAUGCUAAUAAUGUAAUUAUCUGACAUUGACAUUCAAAAAGCUCAUGUAUAAGUAAAGGAAAUGCAGAUGUGGCUUUCAGAGAAGCUCAGGCAUUUAAACAAAAGAGAAAACAUCCAUUUAUUAGAAUUGCUUAUAUGUAUAUUAUGCACGCUGGUCUGCUUUGGGGCUCCAAUUCAAGUCCUCGUUUCAUUAAUCAAAGCUGAACUUUUUCCUUAAACCACUUGGUGAACAUCUGCAUCAAAGCUUUUGAUUGUAGGACAGAGUAUUGAAAGACUGUUUUAGCAUUUCAACAGGAAAAUAAAAAUGGGAGGGUAAAGAAAAAAACUUAAAUGUGAAUUGAGACUACUUUGUUUAUAUCUGAACUUCUUAUUUAUGAGAGUUUCUUAAAGACUCAAUCUUGAACUGUAUUCAUUUUGAGGUGUUUAUUGUCAUUGUAAAUAUAUACACAGCAUUUGAUAAGGUAUGUUUUUUUAAUUAUGAAAUUUUAUAUUUUGUAUUUUUAGCAUACUAACUUAAUUUCAUAAUUUUUUCGUUUUCUUUGUUGCCCAGAUUUUUUGUACCAUUUAAGUCUAUCUACAGCCUUAAAUAUUCUUUCAGAUGUUUUGGUGAAUUGACAAGAUUGUGCAGAAUAAAGAUUAAUGUUCAACAGCUGCA